AUGGUUAAUCCAAAUAUUCAAAGAAUUAAUCAAACUUUAAGAAAAGUAUUUCUUACAAACAAGACUAGAAAGAUCGAUUGGCGUUACUCACAGUUGAAGGCAGUCAAGAAGUUGGUCACUGAGAACAAGGAUGAGAUUACCAAGGCCGUAAAGAAGGAUCUCGGUAAGCCAGACUUUGAGAUUCAUCAGUCGGAGAUCGCCAUCAUCUUGGCCGAGGUCGACGAUGCCAUCAGCAAUCUCGAGUCGUGGUCAAAGCCAGAGAAGGUCUACAGUCCCAUCCACUUUAAGCCAUCGACUUCGCACAUCAUCAAGGAUCCACUCGGUGUCGCACUCAUCAUCUCGCCAUGGAACUAUCCAGUGAACUUGGCGUUGGUUCCACUGAUCGGUGCCAUCGCCGGAGGUAACUGCGCACUCCUGAAGCUCUCGCGUCACAGCGCAUCCACCGGUGAGCUGAUGUUCCGUCUCUUGAAUAAAUAUAUGGAUACCGACUGUUUCUCGUUCGACUACGAAGGUGGUGCACAAUACAUUACAGAUCUUCUCGAAUUCAAGUGGGAUCACAUCUUCUUCACUGGUUCCGUCAACGUCGGACGUAUCGUCUACCAAGCUGCUGCCAAAUUCCUCACUCCAGUCACCUUGGAACUCGGUGGUAAGAAUCCAUGUAUCGUUGACAAGAACAUCAACAUGAAGUUGGCUGCCAAAAAGAUUGUUUGGGGUAAAUGUUGGAAUGCUGGUCAAACAUGUAUUGGUUUGGAUUAUUUGUUGGUACACAAGUCGGUUUUGGAUGAGUUGUUGGAGGAAUGCAAGGCCGUUAUGAAGGAGUUCUUUGGUGAGGAUAUCAAGGCAAGCACUUCAUAUGCCCGUGUCAUCUCGAAGCAACACACCGAGAGACUGUCUAAGUUGUUCAACAAUGGAAAGGUUGUCAUUGGAGGUGACGCCGAUAUUGAAACCAACUACAUUUCACCGACUUUUAUUGUUGAACCAGAUUUAGAGUCACCAUUGAUGACCGAAGAGAUCUUUGGUCCAGUGUUACCAAUUAUCACCUAUGAGAACAUCGACGAAGCCAUCGAAUUCAUCCAGGGUCGUGCCAACCCAUUGACUCUCUACUUGUUCUCGCGUGACCAAGCCAUCCAAGACCGUGUCCUCGAGUCGACCCAAUCCGGAUCGGUCAUGUUCAACGACGUCUUGUUGCACUUUACCAAUCCACACCUUCCAUUCGGUGGUAGCGGUGAUUCCGGUAUCGGUGCAUACCACGGUAAAUUGACAUUCGACACCUUCACUCAUCGUAGAGCAUUGGUUAAAGGAACUACAAACAAGGAUACCAGUACGACUACUACUACUACUUCUACGUCGAUUAGCUCACCAAAGAGUGAUGUGAAAAAAUCAUUUUAUAGUAAUUCAUAUCUUUUCAUUUCAUUAAAAAAACUCCAGUGGUUAGAUAUCCCAUUAAAGUACCCACCCUACUCUGAUUUCGCCGAUAGUGUAGCUGGAAAAAUGAUUGGAUCUGGAUGUACAAUACACUAA
This is a messenger RNA of Heterostelium album PN500, 1521 nucleotides long. It is a transcript of the gene comG, whose product is annotated as aldehyde dehydrogenase. The record is from RefSeq and is a predicted model, not a curated record. Gene Ontology annotation, molecular function: aldehyde dehydrogenase (NAD+) activity. Lineage: Eukaryota; Evosea; Eumycetozoa; Acytosteliales; Acytosteliaceae. Gene Ontology annotation, biological process: aldehyde metabolic process. The transcript is spliced from 5 exons. The coding region runs from base 1 to 1521 and encodes 506 amino acids. Gene Ontology annotation, cellular component: cytoplasm.